Verticillium alfalfae VaMs.102 is the source of this 1470-nucleotide messenger RNA. Its product is annotated as chromatin structure-remodeling complex protein RSC7. The coding region runs from base 1 to 1470 and encodes 489 amino acids. NCBI's taxonomy places the organism in Eukaryota, Fungi, Ascomycota, Sordariomycetes, Glomerellales, Plectosphaerellaceae. Gene Ontology annotation, cellular component: nucleus. The transcript has a single exon. The record is from RefSeq and is a predicted model, not a curated record. Gene Ontology annotation, molecular function: chromatin DNA binding.
AUGGCCAACGGCCAGCUGCUAGGAGGGCGGACCUACCGGUGCCGCACAUUCCUGGUGCCAAACCGCGGCGAUCGGCUGUUCAUGUUGGCAACGGAGUGCGCCAGGGUCUUGGGAUACCGAGACUCUUACCUCUUGUUCAAUAAGAACCGAUCACUUUUCAAGAUCAUUGCCAGCCAGCCUGAAAAGGAUGAACUAGUGGCCCAGGAAAUCCUCCCCUUCUCUUACCGAUCGAGGCAGAUUGCCAUCGUUACGGCGCGGUCCAUGUUCCGCCAAUUCGGCAGUCGCGUCAUCGAGAACGGACGCCGCGUCCGCGACGACUACUGGGAGACCAAGGCUCGAAAGCAAGGUUUUACCGAGGCUGACCCCGCGGGCGAGAAGCGGCCUGGACAAGCCAAAGCUCGCGAGGCUGCCGAGGCUCAGAAUCAGGUCAUGCUUGGCGGCCCUCAAGGUGAGAUUGUCUAUAGCAACGCGCCGGCCCAGUUCCCUGGCGCGCCGCAGCAGCCUCAGAUUGUCCAGCCGGGCAUGCUCGGGCCGGCUGGAGGAUCGACCCGGAUGCCUAUGAUCUCCCUGGGUACUGAUCUCAGCGACACUCGCCCACGUGACUAUAGCGUCAAUUUCAAGGGAGGUCCUCGCCAGGAGAUCACGGGACCACCGUACCAGGAUUUGACGCGUCCAGCUCAGCCAGGCGAGAUCAACCAACAGGCACACCAUGCUGCUGAGUACAACAGGCAGGUCACGCAGAAUCGUGAAAGGAGCAGCAACUACCUGCAGGACCACUGGCGUCGCCCACACGAACAGCCUCAAUCAGCCAGCCUGCACCAGCAGCAACCCAUCAGCACAACCGAAGCAUCUGUACCAACGAGUCGGGCUGCUGUCCAGUCACCUCACACUUCCUCCGUGAACAUGUCGCAGCCAGGUCUGGUUCCCAAUCAGAGCCCUCAAAUGGGACUAUCGAACCCUCCUUACUCUCAGGCGAUCCAUGCCCAGAACCCUAUUAGCCAAGCGCCGAUGAGGGGCAUGCCACAGAGCUCGCCGCAGCUGAACAACAGACCAACGUCACUGAGCUCAGGAGCGACCGGCAGUCUGUCUCAGUCCACUCCCAGCUACCCUUACCCAGGCGGCUCCGGGCAGAUGUGGCCACAGCAGAUGCCGCAGGCACAUCAGCACUAUCCUGGGUACACGACGCAAGGGCAGCAGCAGCAACAGCAGCAGCAGUCGCACCAGCAGCAGUCACCCGCUCCCCAGCCUCAACUCCGACAGCACUCAUCCAGCGGCGUGCAGCCAGGCAUGCAAUUUUCCGGCAUGCCGGGCAUGAGCCAGGGUUAUGGGUCGAACCAGGCCAUUUACUCUGCCGAACAAACACCACGACAAUACAUGCCUCAGCCAAACCCGGGCGCCCCAGCCGUUAGCCAGGCAUGGUCGAACCAACAGUCGCCUGGCGCGCAGUGGUGGGCCAACCAACCUCAAUAG